AUGAGGAAGGCGGAAGAAUCAGGAGCGACGGCGUGUCAGAUCAACUCAGAAGGCACAUUGCCCGGAUCUCGCAGCGACAAGGUCCAGCUGCGAGGCAACGAGAGCAUAGAUGAUCCCAAGGAGGCCGGUCAGGAGUCGGUGGUGGUAGAGCGCAAGGGCGACCACGCCGCCAUCUGCAAAUGGACCAUCGCGCAGUUCGGGAAAGUCAAGGCGCGCGCGCUUUGGAGCAAGUAUUUCGAAGUAGGGGGGUUCGACUGCCGGCUGCUCGUAUACCCGAAAGGCGAUUCGCAGGCUUUGCCGGGGUACAUAUCCAUUUAUUUGCAGCUGACGGACCCGCGCGGGACGGCUAGUAGCAAGUGGGAUUGCUUCGCGAGCUACCGGCUUUGCGUGGUGAACGUGAAAGACGACAGCAAGACGGUGCAGCGGGAUUCGUGGCACCGGUUUUCGGGGAAGAAGAAGUCGCACGGGUGGUGCGAUUUCACGCCGUCGUCGGUCGUGCUGGAUUCCCGCGCGGGGUUUCUGAUGACUGACGCGGUGCUUAUAACGGCGGAGAUUCUCAUUCUUAACGAGUCCGUGUCGUUCUCGCGCGACAACGAGGUGCUCGCGUCGUCGAUUACUCCCGCUACCGGGGAGGUUGUUAGCGGGAAAUUCUCGUGGAAAGUUCACAACUUCUCGCUGUUUAAGGAGAUGAUUAAGACGCAGAAGAUCAUGAGUCCCGUGUUUCCUGCCGGAGAUUGCAACCUCCGUCUGAGCGUCUACCAGUCAUCGGUCAACAACGUCGAUUACCUCUCCAUGUGCCUCGAGAGUAAAGACGUCGAUAAGUCGUCCGGCCCGGAGCGCAGCUGCUGGUGCCUGUUCCGCAUGUCGGUGCUGAAUCAACGGCCGGGAUCGAACCACGUGCACAGGGACUCGUACGGCCGAUUCGCGGCGGACAACAAGAGCGGAGACAACACGAGUCUGGGGUGGAACGACUAUAUGCGCAUGGCGGAUUUUGUUUCCGCGACUGCCGGGUAUCUCGUGGACGAUACGGCGGUGUUCAGCGCGUCAUUCCACGUCAUCAAGGAGUCGAGCACGUUCUCCAAGAACCCGUCGCUGCCGGGCGGGCGCGGCAGCAACGUGAAGAAGGGCGACGGGUACUUCGGGAAAUUCGUGUGGCGGAUCGAUAACUUCACGCGGCUGAAGGACCUGCUGAAGAAGCGCAAGAUCACGGGGCUGUGCAUUAAGAGCAAGCGGUUCCAGGUCGGCGGGCGCGACUGCCGCCUCAUUGUUUACCCGCGAGGUACGGUUGCGCUGCGCGUGCGGUGUGCACUGCUUGUGAGGUGUGCACUAGCUGUGAGGUAUACACUAGUCGUGGUAGGGUCUCGUCGGGUGAAGUCUCCUGUGCCGAAUUUCGCUUUUCUGUUCUCCGCGUUUACGUACAUUUCCCCCCUCCCCAAUUCUGCGUUCGUCGCGCCGUCUCUUCCGCCGUUUUCUCGCACUUUUAUCGCUUUUCACCAGCCCACUACGACCCUCCCGUCCCUUUCCGUCGCCGCCUUUCUCGCCUUGCCCGCCGCUUCUGUUCCCUUCCCCCUGUUCCCCGUCCACCAUGCACCGAAUUCCACCCGCCCAGACCAGACGCAGCCGCCGUGCCACCUAUCGAUGUUCCUUGAAGUCACGGAUUUGCACGUGCCCUCUGCCCUACCCGAAGUUACUCCCGUAUCCCUCCUUAUCCCCCCAUUUCCCCCUACUUCCCCGCUGUUUCCCCCAUAUCCCUCCGACCACACCCGCGCAGGCCAGUCGCAGCCGCCGUGCCACCUGUCCAUGUUCCUCGAGGUCACAGACUCGCGCGUGCCAGCAGCCGACUGGAGCUGCUUCGUGAGCCACCGCCUGUCCGUCGUCAACCAGCGGCAGGAGGACCGGUGCGUCGCCAAGGAGUCGCAGAACCGCUACAGCAAGGCCGCGAAAGACUGGGGCUGGCGCGAGUUCGUUACCCUCACCUCGCUCUUCGACCUAGACUCGGGGUUCCUUGUAUCGGAUACUGUGGUGUUCUCCGCGGAGGUGCUUAUACUGAAGGAGUCGUCGUUUCUGUUCGAGUAUACGGACGAGGGGGCGGCGUCCCCCGCGGGGCUGGUGGGGAUAGGGGGCGCGGGGACGGCGCAGCUGAUCGCGGGGGGCGCCAUGGACGUGACAGGCGCGAAUAAGAUCGCCAAGCGCGGCGUGUUCACGUGGAAGGUGGAGAAUUUUCUGGCGUUCAAGGAGAUCAUGGAGACGAGGAAGAUCUUCAGCAAGUUCUUCUCCGCUGGCGGCUGUGAUCUCCGCAUUGGCGUGUACGAGUCGUUUGACACGCUGUGCAUCUACCUGGAGAGCGAUCAGGCGAUGGCGGGAGCAGGGCCGUCCACAGCCACCACCAUGGCGGCAACGGACAUGGACAAGAACUUCUGGGUGCGCUACAAGAUCGGCAUCGUCAACCAGAAGGCGGCGGAGGCGAGCGUGUGGAAGGAGGCGAGUGUGUGCACGCGCACGUGGAACAACAGCGUGCUGCAGCUCAUGAAGGUCGCGGAGCUGCUGGACCCGGAGGGCGGGUUUCUCGUGCGCGACACGGUUGUUUUCGUCUGUGAUAUCCUCGACUGCUGCCCCUGGUUCGAGUUCUCGGACCUCGAGGGCGUUCCUGCGCAGGUUAUGAUGUCAGACGAGGAGGAAGACGAGGAGGAGGAGGAGGACGAUGAGGAGGAUGAGGAUGGGGACGGGCUCAGCACAGACGGGGAGGAGCUGCUAGAUAGUGACGACGGGGAGGUGGGCUUGGGAGGACCAGGAGGCCCGGGGGGUGCUGGAGGGUUGGGGACCAUGCCUUCCUCCUCCUCUUCCCUUGCCCCGCCCUCCUCCGCCGGUUCUGCUGCCGCUGUGGCGGCUUCUGCUGCUGCCUCUGCUGCUGCCUCUGCUGCUGCGUCUGCCGCUGCUUCUGGUGGUGGUGGUGGAGGCUCGUCUGGGGCUGUGACGGGAGGGGCAGUGGCGGGGGCAGGAGGGGGGUUGAUGGGGGAUGAGGAGGACAUAUUCCGCUCGCUGCUGGUGCGCGCGGGGUUCCAUCUGAGCUACGGGGACAGCUCCCCCCUGCUGCUGGACCCCACGCAGCUGCAGGUGACGCUGCGGGAGAAGCUGCUCAUGGAUGCGGGCGCAGUGGCCACCUUCCUGGGCGGCCUGCGCACCUACCUGGACGACCCCACCAAGAUUAAGCGCCUCUUCCUCCCCCCCGCGCAGCCCGCCUCCGCCUCCUCCGCCUCUGCUUCCGCUUCCGCCCCGGCCGGCGCGUCUGGCGCGGGGGGAAGAGGCGGGUAUGGCAAGGGAGGGAGGGGCGGGCAGCAGCGGGGGCAGAACCAGGGCCGGGGGGGACAGGAGCAGGGGGGAGCGCAGGGGCAGGGGCAGGCGCAGGGGCAGGGGGGAGCACAGGGUCAGGGGCAGGGGGAGGGGGAGCAUCCGUCGCUGGUGAAUCUGCUGAUGGGGGUGAAGGUGCUGCAGCAGGCCAUAGUGGACUUGCUUUUGGAUAUCAUGGUGGAGUGCUGCCAGCAGCGCGCGCCCUCCCAGGGCGACGCAGACGCUGGCCGCCUCUUUGGCACAGACGACACUGCAACCUCCCUCCCCACUCUUCCAGUCCCCCUCCCUUCCGCCACCACGCCUCCGCUCGCCCCGUCCGCCUGCACCCCUCCGCCAUCCCUCCCCGCGUCAGCCCCCCCUUCCGCCCCCGCCACCCGCGAGGGGAAGCGCGGGGGCGGCGGGGGCGCGGGUGGCGCGUCAGGGGGGCGGAGAGACGCCGCGGAUUCCGCCUUCCAGGAGCUGUCAGUGGCGCAGAGGCUAGAGCAGGGGCACGGGGGAGCGGGGGGAUCCGACGCGGCCGUGCAGAGCAGCAGCUAUGGCAGCGGAUACGGGGUUAAUGGGGGUGGGGGGGGACGGCGGGGCGGAAGCAGCACAAGCAGUGGGGGAGGAGGGAAGGGAGCGAGCGCGGGGGCAGCAGGGGGCGUGUUGGGAUCAGGGGGGAGUGGCAGCAGCAGCAGUAGUAGUGGGGUUGUGACGGGGAGUGGUGCUGGGGAAGGGUUUGGCGCGCAGGUGGGGGGGAAGGUCGCGGGGGGGAGGGUGAAUGCAGUGGUGGAGGGGGAGAGCAGCAGUAGUGGGUCUGCAGUGACCAGUGUGAACGGAGAGAGCUCGCAGCAGCAGCAGCAGCAGCAGCAACAGAGGGGGCAGCGACAGCUCCCCACAUCGAUCAAAUGGCCGGAGCAGGCAGACGAGCUGCUGGGCAUCAUAGUCGACUCGCUCCGCGCCCUCGAAACCGCCGUGCCGCAAGCCCAGGCCUACCCAUACCCCGACCCGCCGUUGCGGCGCCGCCCGCACUCCGCCCGCAAGGUGGCGAUGGUGCUGGAGCACGCGCCCCGGGCCUUCCAAGCCGAGAUCCUUGGCUUGGUGCCGAGGCUGGUGGAUGUGGAGGAGCAUGGCGAGGCUGCAGCGGCGCUGCUGCAGCGACUGAGACAGCCCAAUGCCGAGCCCAUGAUGCAGCUGCCGGUGGUGGGAGCGCUGGUGCAGAUGGAGUUAGACCCGCUCACCUGGUCGCUGGUACUCGAGGAGGCGGUGCUGCUGCUGCCACACACCACCGACGAUGCCCUUGCUGCGGCUCUCAGCUUCGUGCUUAAAGCUGCCGCCGAGUGCCAGCAGCUCGCCCCUGCUGUGCGGGCAGUGCGGGAGCGGCUGCAGCAGCUGGGUCCCGCCGUCUCCCCGCGCGUUCUCCACGCCCUGCGAGCCUCCGUAGUGGCCCGCGAAGACAUAGCCAUGGCCAUGCUGAGAGACAUAGACGCCGACACACGCCCCUUCAACCCGCACCUCCUCUCCUCCGCAAUGGCUGCGGCAGCCGCGUCCCUCCCCUCGCUGCUGCCCAUGGCCCAGAUGGCGUCUAUGGGGCAGAUAGAUCUCUCUCACUUGCAGCACUCGCUCACGCCCGAGGCUCUUGAGAGUCUCGCUGCGUUUGCCUCAGCCUCUGCUAACAGUGGGACUGCUGCUGCGGCGGCGGCAGCUGUGGCGGCUGCGGCGGCUGGGGCGGGGAGUGCCGGGGUGAUGGCGAGCGGGGGCGGUGGUGGUGGAGUGGGAGGGGGAGUGGGAGGGGGAGUGGGAGGGGGUAGCGUGUCCGCUGGGGCGUCGGGAGGGGGGUCUCCUGGAGGGACUUUCACCAGUAGCAGCUCUGCUGGCUUGAGUGCAAACUCUCUGACCACCUUCUCCCCCUACGCCUCCUCCCCCGCCCCCGCUCUCCCCUCAUCCUCCCCCGCGGCUGCCGCAGCAGCAGCAGAGCUCCAGCUGGCGGCCGCACAGCAGGCUGCUGUCAUGGCAGCUGCAGCCGCCGCCUGCUGGCGUGUCGCUGACGUGGACAUGCUGAUGGAGAUGCUGACGCUGCCACGUCUGCGGGGGAACGCGCAGGCGGUGUUUGAGCGGGCGGUGGCGCGAGGGGCGUUUGGGGAGCAGGCGAUGGUGAUGGUGCUGGAGAGGCGCCGGUCUCAGCAUCUGGCCUCGCUGUCUGCUGCGUCGGCGGGAGGAGGGAUGGACGGGAUGGAUGGGAGUGGGAUGGCGGCGGGUGCUGCUGGGUUGCCGGCCCUGACGGGAUCAACGACGGGUGGGAGUGAGGUAGGGGAUGAGCAGCAGCAGCAGCAGCAGCAGCAACAGCAGCAGCAGCAGCAACCCCAGCAGCAGCAGCAGAGGCAGCAGCAGGGGAAGCAGCAGCCGGCGCAGCAGCUUUCUCGAAAGAAAAGGCGACAGCAGCAGCAGCAACAGCAGCAGCAACAGCAACAACAGCAACAGCAGCAGCAGCAACAGGAACAGCAUGAGAGGUGUCUCGAGCCCUGCAGCUCCACAUGCACCGCCGGAGCAGCAGCCGCCGCAGCAGCAGCAGCAGGGGCAACCAUCACCCCCUCCACCUCCCCGGCCCUCGACCCCUCUGGAAACGCCCUUGUCCCGUCCAGCUCCUCAGGGCUAGGCACCGGGCUGGAAGACACGGAUUUCCCCACUGUGAUCGGGCUCGCAGAGGCGCUGGCGAUGAGUGAGGAGCAGCGCGUGCGGGAGUUUGUGGGCACGCUGUAUGCGGUGCUGUACAAGGUGUAUGGGGACGCGGGACGCCGGGAGCGCAUAUUGAGAGGGCUUGUGGCGAGAGUGACGAGCUGCCAGCGAGGCGCGCCGGAAGGGGAGCUUGGUCUUGAUAUCUUGUCAUUCCUGGCGCAAGAGGAGGGGGUGGCGCGGCCAGUGCUGUCUCUCAUGCGCGAGGCGGCUGACGUGGCGGUGCAGGAGAGGGCGGUCGUGUGGCAGCAGCUGCAGGCCACGGAGGGGGAGUUGCGGGCGGCGAGGGCGGAGGGGCAGGGGCAGGUGGAGCGGCACGGGCGGGAGAAGGCGAGCCUGCAGCAGAAGCUGAGCGAGGCUGAGGCGUCUGUAGGCAAGCUCAAGGCUGAGCUGAAGGCUGAAGCAGAGAAGGGAGCGAAGGAGAGGCGAGAGGCGGUGGAGAGAGUGAGGGAGAUGGAGGGGGCGGUGGAGUGGGCCAAGGCGGAGAAGGACGACGCGGUGAGCAAGCUGGCGGGGGAGAAGCGCCAGCUGGCGGAGCGGCUGAGGGAGAGCGAAUCGCAGCUCACGCAGCUCAAGUCGCGCAAGCGGGAGGAGCUCAAGAAAGUGGUGAAGGAGAAGAACGCCCUAGCAGAGCGCCUCAAAGCCGCAGAGCAGGCGAGGAAGCGGUUCGACGAGGAGGUCAAGCGCUUUGCCACGGAAACCGUGUCUCGCGACGAGGCUCGGCAGUCCCUGGAGGAGGAGGUUCGGCGGCUGACGCAGACGGUGGGGCAGACGGAGGGGGGGCUCCGGGAGAAGGAGGAGCAGGUGCAGCGAUACGAGGCAUACAUUGAUGGCAUGGAGGCAAAGCUGCAUGCUCACCAGGAUUAUAUCCAAACCCUGGAGGCAUCCCUUCAGGAGGAGAUGUCUCGGCACGCGCCGCUGUAUGGCUCUGCUGCAGCGUCAGCCUCACAAUCUCUCCUCGUUGCGCCUGCCCUGGGUGCUCUUUAUCUCUCCAACCGCCCCACACCCUCGCACCCCGGGGCCAUGCCCUCUUUACCCAUGCCUGCUGCUGGCUUGGCCGGACCGGGUGUUGCCGGCCCUGCUGUGGCUGGGGUUCCAGGGAUGGGGCCCGGGAUGGGAGCGGGAGUUGCUGCUGCUGCUGGAGUGGGAAUGGGCAUUCGGCCUGUUCAUCCUGCAAACGGCUUGCCGCCGCAUGCGCUGAGUCAUCCGGCCGGCGGUCUGACUCAUCAUGCUGCAGUUGCUUCUGCUGCUCCUGGUAGCAGAGUGCCUGCUGUGGCCUCGGCCAAUAGCAGUCUGCCUUCCACCAGUGGGCCGCAGACGAAUGGGCCGUUGGGUCCUUGGUUUGCUUCUCAUUAG
This is a messenger RNA of Closterium sp. Naga37s-1, 7416 nucleotides long. The record is from the annotation of a GenBank genome assembly. Lineage: Eukaryota; Viridiplantae; Streptophyta; Zygnematophyceae; Desmidiales; Closteriaceae.